AGUGAAGUAAAGGCGUCUAUGUAUCAAAAUGGCUGACAAGCAGGGUGACUCGGGAAGUGAGUCAGACAGUACAGAUGAGCCUGUAGUUGGAAAUGUCAACAAAUUUGCUGUGGUGCCACCAAACUACACUGGCAAACCUAGAAAGGGUCAUCUCAUUUUUGAUGCCUGCUUUGAAAGUGGUAAUCUUGGUAGAGUUGAUUACAUCACAGAGACAGAAUAUGACUUGUUUAUUAGACCUGAUACAUGCAAUCCUCGUUUUCGUGUCUGGUUCAAUUUCAUUGUAGAAAAUGUCAAGUCAGACCAGAGGGUUAUCUUCAACAUAGUCAAUUUUAGUAAAACAAAAUCUCUAUACAGAGAUGGCAUGACUCCUAUGAUUAAAUCUACCAGCAGGCCAAAGUGGGUUCGCAUUCCAUCUAAAUAUGUUUAUUAUUACCGUUGCCCUGAUCACCGCAAGAACUAUGUAAUGUCCUUUGCAUUUGUAUUUGACCGAGAAGAAGAUGUUUACCAGUUUGCAUACUGCUACCCCUACUCCUAUACUAGAUUACAAAACUACUUGGACAAUUUGGAAAGGAGGAAUUAUGACUUUUUCACAAGAGAGCUAUUGUGUUUGUCCGUGCAACAGAGAAGGCUUGACCUCAUAACCAUUGCAAGUCCAAACAUUUGUGCCAAAGAAAAUGAUAAAUUAAAAACAAUUUUAAUUACUGCUAGAGUUCAUCCAGGAGAAACUCCUGCAUCAUUUGUAUGUCAAGGUAUAAUUGAUUUUUUAGUUAGCAAUCAUCCUAUAGCCAAGAUACUGAGAGACCAUUUAGUAUUUAAGAUUGUUCCCAUGUUAAAUCCAGAUGGUGUCUACCUGGGAAAUUACAGGUGCUCCUUAAUGGGCUUCGACUUGAAUCGUCACUGGCAGGAACCUUCACCUUGGGCUCACCCGACAUUAUACGCGACCAAAAAUUUACUUAUGGAGCUAGAUAGAAAUGAGAAACACGACAUGGACUUCUACAUUGACCUGCACGCCCACUCCACUCUCAUGAACGGCUUCAUGUACGGCAACAUUUACGACGACCCUGAACGUUAUGAAAGACAAUCGGUUUUCCCGAAACUCUUGUGCAGCAAUGCCGAGGAUUUCUCCCUGACCAACACAAACUUCAACAGAGAUGCAGUCAAGGCUGGUACUGGAAGAAGGACGUUGGGCAGUUGCCUCGAUGAAUCUCACUGCUACACACUUGAAGUUUCGUUUUUUAGUUACCAGACCAACACUACUGGGCAGUCUAUGCCUUACACGGAAGAGGCUUAUAUGAAACUAGGUCGCAAUGUUGCUAGAACGUUCCUGGACUACUACAAGUUGGUUGGGUAUAUAAGUAUCAAACCCAGUAGCGGGCUGACUCCUAAGCCAUCAAGCCAACUGAGCAGAAGUCAAGAAAAGUAUCACAGUUCGGAGAAGUCCUCCAGUGAACCGCUGUUUAAGUCCCAGGGAGAAAAUGUCAGUGCUAACAAGUCAGACAAAAAGACAGAUCGAUUGGGCAGAAAGUCAUCCUAGCUCAAUAGAAUUCAUCACUUUCUCUCAUCACCAGUCCUAGACUUCUAAUGUGUCACAGCAUUUAGCAAAGUAACUUUUUUUUUUUUCAAUACUGAUAGCAAAAAAAAAUGUCUGUACAAUACUAUAAAAAAAAGAUUUUGGUCAAAACAAAGUUUCUGAUUCUGAAGUACUGUAUCAGAAUGGAUAUGUACAUACACUGAUACAAUUGUUGCUCCAAAGAUGUCUAUAAUUCUAAAAAGGAUCAUUUAUUUUUACAAUACAUUAGUAUAUAACUAUGUUUGAAGGAUAUUUGGCUAUGUGAAUUGUACCCACUUUUAGCCCAUCACUCCUACUGGAAUAGUGGCCAAAGGUUAGUAUUUCACAUCUAGUAUGUGGUAAGCUACACUUAAUGAUUUCAUGUUUGCUUGAUAGAAAGUGUCUGGAACCCCAUUUAGUUAAGACUAACCUAAAACACAUAUCAAUAAUUCUAUUAUAUUGGAAGUGGAAGAACGUCCAAUGUGUAAUAUGGAUGCAGCCUCACUGUGGAGUCUCAAGUUCACUGUGGAGUCUCACGUUCACUGUGGAGUCUCAAGUUCACUCACUUUUAGUACAGAAAAUUAAAAACUGAUUGACAUUUAAUUCACCUCAAGAACUACAUCUUUUUAUGCACUGGUGGAGGUCAUCAAACUUUUUAUUGCAUUAGUCAGUUAUCGAAAUCAACUCAUAUUGUAAUGACUUUACGCUGCCAUUGAUGUAUCCGUAAUAAUAUUAACUGUGAUAUUUUAUUGAAUAUUUUUUUGAACAAUGAUAUAAAGUAGGUGCCAUUGUGUCUGCAUAUGCAGAAGUGUGUAUAAAAUGCUGAUUGCAUAGUUUCCUAGUCAGACAAUGUUUUAAGAAUAUCAAAAAAAAAAGUCUUCCUAGUGCCAGAUCAUUCUUGUUUUGUUUUUCUGUUUUUGCUCAUUUCAUUUUACUGUUAUCCCUUUUGUAAAUGUGAUCAUGACAAACAAAAAUUAUCAAAAGAAAAAUGGUAUUGAGAACCAGAAAGUUUUUCUUUUUUUAUUUUAUUGAAGUUGAUUACAUCUAAUGUUUCAACUAAUCAAAAGUUAAUAAUUAACAAGAUUUUUAAACACAGGUAAUCUUAAUUGAAGCUGUCUCUUUUAACCUUAGAAACUCCUCCUACUUGUUAAGUUGUUAGCCUACUUAGCCUAGUGUUAGCUUCAACAUGAUUCUCUUUUCUAUUUUGACAGCUUUUGUCUUUCAUAAUUGAGUAAACUAAUGCUGAAAACUAGAUCUAAAGGUUAGAUUUCAAUGGAUUAUAUAUACGCAGAAAAGAAUGCCAACUAUUUGUUUAUUGUUUUUUUUUUCGUCCUCAAUGAAGUUUCAAAGUUUAUUUUAUGAAACAUAAUCAGUCUGUAAGAAAACUAUUUAUAUGUUUGUAGCUGAUCAUACAGAAAGAGUUGGGGGUUUUUGUGUGUGUGUGUUUUAAAUGUUUGGUAACAUAGUAGUGGUAUCUCUUCUAAAUAUUGUAACUCACUGUGAUAUAGACCUGUAUGUAAUUAAAGGAUGAUACUCAAUAUUUUGUUGGUGUUGUUUUGUUAUUAGUGUGCAUCAGCACAAAGUUUAGAUUGAUUUAUUAUUGAAGUAUAUUGAAAUUUUAUAAUCCUUAAGAUUAUUAUUUGAGAGUAAAUGUUACUGAAGAUUGCAGGGAUAGAAGAUAGCAGGG
Biomphalaria glabrata is the source of this 3236-nucleotide messenger RNA. Its product is annotated as cytosolic carboxypeptidase 6-like. Gene Ontology annotation, molecular function: zinc ion binding; metallocarboxypeptidase activity. The transcript is spliced from 12 exons. The record is from RefSeq and is a predicted model, not a curated record. Gene Ontology annotation, biological process: proteolysis. NCBI's taxonomy places the organism in Eukaryota, Metazoa, Mollusca, Gastropoda, Planorbidae. The coding region runs from base 29 to 1534 and encodes 501 amino acids.